UAGCUUGAUGCGCCUCGCGCGAGGUUCCUCCUCCCGGCUCCGAGCAGAAAAAGAGAUGAAGCGUCUGUUUUCUCUGUCAUUGUACGUUGUUGCACCGCUGCGGACAAACCUCACGGGACAAGACAUGUCUCCAGAUUUCUGUGCUGAAUCAUCUCUGGGGAAACGGAGUUCGCAUGAAAACACAAACUAAAACACCAGCAGGAGCAGCAGCAGGGACACUCCGUUUACAUUAGCUAGUUUUUAAAUAGUAUUUCCCCCCUUCCCCCCCCGACAGGUCAUUCCCGCUAGCUUUUAGCCGUGUGUUUUUAAUGCGAGUGAAACAAUGGCUUUCUUCGUGAAAAAGAAGAAAUUCAAGUUUCAGACUCAUCUGACUCUGGAGGAACUCACCGCGGUGCCUUUUGUCAACGGAGUUUUGUUCUGCAAGCUCAGGCUGCUGGAAGGAGAUUUUGCAGCUACUUCUACCAGAGAGGAGGUUCAAGAAAACUGCGUUCGCUGGAGGAAGAGGUUCACGUUCGUGUCGAAAAUGAGCGCCAACCCCCACACGGGCGUCCUGGAUCCUUCUGUGUGCAGGGUGUCAGUCAGGAAGGAGCUCAAAGGAGGAAAAGCGUACACGAAGCUGGGCUUCACGGACCUCAACAUGGCGGAGUUCGCCGGUUCUGGCUCCACCGUGCGCUGCUGCCUGCUGGAGGGAUACGACACCAAGAACACACGGCAGGACAACUCCAUACUGAAGGUGAUCAUCGGGAUGACCCUCCUGUCUGGAGACCCGUGUUUUAAAACGCCUCCCAGCACGGCAAAGUCCAUCUCCAUCCCAGGACGAGAGCACACCCUGCAGCUGGACUGUAAGGGGGAGGGAACGGCGGAGCCCGGGCCGGCCGGAGGGGUUUCUCUGGGCCGAUGUGCCAAACCUCGACCCUCCAUCAUCAGCUCAGGUCUCCUCGACGAAUCAGAGGUGAACCACAACCAGUUCGGUUCUGCGGAAGUCUUCCAGUCCGGUCACUCUCGUAACUCCAGCUACGCCAGCCAGCACAGCAAGAUCUCAGGCUACAGCACCGAGCACUCCUGCUCCUCCAGCCUGUCGGACCUCACGCAUCGCAGGAACACCUCGACAGGAAGCAGCACCUCCGGGGGCCUGGGCUUCAGCGCCGACACACCCGCAGAGGGCGACAAGGACGCCGGACGUCCUGAGAGACCUCCUCGACCCCCGCGGCCUGUCUUACCCCCGAACAGGCUCCCUAGGAGGAAGCAGGACUCGGUGGAGAGUCACCCCUCCUGGGUUAAUGACACCCGCAUGGACGCCGACGACAUCGUGGAGAAAAUUGUCCAAAGCCAAAACUUCGCAGAUAUCAACAACACUGAAGACAGUAACCUGCGUCUGUUCGUCAGCAGAGAUGGAACCACCGCGCUCAGCGGCAUCAGGCUCGGAAACAGGGUGUCUGCGGGCGGCUACGAGCCUGUGGUGAUAGAGAGCCAUUAAGCGGAGCGCCGACCUGCGGAUCGUCCUGUCGUCUGUGUCGCCGGUUUUUCCUGGAGCUUCAGCUGGUCUGACGCCGUGAGGGGAAAAACCUCGUCAGUUUGCACUUUAUGUGAAAUGUGUGGCAGUGCUCGCCUCCGCUCCGUUCGUCUGUGUUGUUGUUAUGAUUCAGAUGCACAAAAAAAAAAAAAAAGUUUCUCUGAGACGCCCCCCGUGGUGUGUUUACCUGCGUCUGUGCUGCAGUAACAACGUUUCUUUUGUUGUUUUUUUCUUUUUAAAUCCAGAGAUUCAGGAGAUCACACCAUAGAGUCAUUUCACCUGUUUAAUUGAUAGAGAUACAGACACCAACAUCAUCCGUGUGUCCCCAGCUCGUCGUUAUAACUGCCGCCGCACUAACGACCACCUUCACCCACAGUAAGAGAGAGGAAACAUGCUGUUUAAAAAUAACUAAUGCUUCAAGUUAUAAAUGAUGUUAGUGUGCAGAGACCAUGUGUGGAAAACAUUCAUUCAUCUCUGGAAAACUGUCGUGUGUGUGAGUAAUAGAACUAUAUUAGAGCCAGAUACAGACAGGGAGAGAAAUUCCCAGCUGUUAUUAAUACUGUUGGUGACAGGAAGUUAGUGAGGCUGGACUGAAGCUACUUCUUGAUGUCCUGGGGAUGAAUGGAUGAGGAUGGUUUUCAUGUUUUAAGUUCACUCGCGGUAACAAACCAAUUCAUUAUACACUUGAUUUAUUCCAGUGUUAAUAUAAGAAAUGACACCCAUCAUCGUUUCCCUGAAGUCCCUGAACUUCUGCUUUUCUGGAGGUGAGAGUAAUUUGCAGCCACAGACUCUCAGCAGCAGUUUCAUCGAAGUGUCAGUUGAUUUUUUUUUUUUUUUUUUUUCCCCUUCACAUCAAUUCUGACAAAUUUCUGUCGCUGCAAACUGUCUGAAACGGUUUUGCAAGAAUCCUCCCGGUUUGGAGUUCAGUUCACAUGAAAUGAUCAUUCUUGGAACGGUUUCGUUCUUGUUGUGAUUUAGUUGGAAAAAGUUUCCACCUUCAAAAAACUUUGUAAACCAAAGCCCAGCAGCAAAACAGGAUAAAAUAACUCCUAAGUGCAUUUGGAAACUGCGUCUCAGGGCAGCACAUCAACACUGAAUGUGGCCGAGAGUUUGUAAAAGCCACUGAUCGACUCUGACUCACUUUAGUUUUUUUUAUUUUCUUUUUGUUCUUCGUGUUUGAAGUUGUUCCCUGUUGAUCGGGGAGCUGCGAUCGAACCUCCUCUUCACUUUGUGCCUGUAAAGUUUCUCUUAAAUGAGCCUAAAGCACCGUGAGCAGUGCUGGUGACGGUGAGGAGAGAAAUGUUGUUUCCUCUGUUUGUUUGUCUCAGUCGUGUUAAAACCUUCAGGUGUGUGACCAGUUAGGAAAUCCCACUGUUUUUACUCUCUAUAUGUUUGAUUGCUGAGCUGCUGCUGCUGCUGCACCGUCGCCACGUCCUCAUGAAGGAUUAAUCAAAAGGAUAUGUAUUAUUAUCUUCUCUCCUCAGUCAUCAGAAGUUAAAACAACAUGUGGUCAGUUAUAAAACAUUAGCUCUGUGGUACAAACUGUUCUGGUUGAAGGAAGACUUCACUACAUGAAGGGGGAUUUAUCUGCAGAGGCUGUGACUGUAAAAGUCUUUGUUGCCCCCUGGUGGGGCAACGGCCUGCUGUUUUUGUUUUGUUUUGUUUUAUUGUUUGUUUCAGGCCCUUUGGUGUUUACAAGGAUGUUUACUUCGAGUCAGGCAGAAGAAGAGACACCAAGGAGGCAGAAAAAAGGACAGAAGAAGAAUUGUAAUGUUGGCAACCAGCUGGCUGGUUGAUGCUUCUUCUUCUUCUUCUUUUUUCUUUUUUCUUUUUUUUCUUUGUUACUUUUAGAUGCAGGUUUUGUGUUUGAGGUGACAGAACAAGGAUUUUAUCUUGUACAGAGGCUUAAAAUCGUAUUUUUCUGUUUGUAAAAAAGGAGACAGAAGCCAUCACUUUGAGAAAUAAGUCUCCCUUUUCCACAUGCAGGUCAUUUUAACUUUACAAACCUCUUGAAUUAAGUUAAAUAACACGAUGCACGACCAGUUGGUCAAAUCUGAAACAUUUUCAGUUUAACCAGCAAAUUAAUCAGUUAUGAAAAUAACUGGUGAUUGAUUUUCUGUAGAGGAACUAUCAGGUGAUCCGCUCCAGCCACAUCAGAAAAAAUAAAAUAAUCCUUAAGACUCUGUUCUUCAUCAGUUUGGCCGUUAUUUUUAAGUUUUCCUUCUUCUCGUUUCACCUUUUCAUGACUUCUCACUUGUCUUUACACGACCCUGCUUGGUUUAUUAAUCACAUUAGUUAUUCUCACAUUUGGGGAUGAACCACUGAUUGCAUGGUCUGAGUUUACGUCACCACAGCCUUUAGUAUUCCUUUAAAGCAUUUAUUUAUAUAUUUUUGUUCCUCCUUCUUUAAAUUUUAUUUUAUUUUAUUUUUGUCUGGAGGUCGGUUAUAAGCUACGCACACAACUCACCUCCCCAAGCUUUUUUUUUUUCUUUUAGUAUGUCUAACAAAUAAUUCUAUUGUAACAAAGCUAGUUUAACCUAAAUUUAUUAGAGAAUUGAGUUGGAACUGUUCUUCCAGUCGUCACGUAGUAACUACAGUCUGUUUAUUUUUUUCUGCAGAACUGACUUUAAACAAUAAAAAGCUAAUCCUGA
This is a messenger RNA of Seriola aureovittata, 4164 nucleotides long. RefSeq names its product early estrogen-induced gene 1 protein-like. The record is from RefSeq and is a predicted model, not a curated record. The coding region runs from base 323 to 1477 and encodes 384 amino acids. The transcript is spliced from 12 exons. NCBI's taxonomy places the organism in Eukaryota, Metazoa, Chordata, Actinopteri, Carangiformes, Carangidae.